AUGGCCUCAAGCGACAACGACGGACCCACUGCUAACCAGACGACCAAGCGAUACAUGCACCCGUUCACAGAAAACCAGAGACACGCCGCGUACGCUCAUCGAGCUGCGCAUGUGCGCCUGAGCGCGGCCAUUCGCGAGAAGCCAGAAUGGUGGGUGAAGUUCCGGGACGAGAACGUGCAGGCGAAGUGGAGAAACGAGAUCAGGGAACAGCAGAAGGAUCUGCGCCGCUGUCUGCAGCUCACGGACAACAUGAUCAACUACAUCAUGGGCGAGCUCGAAGCUUAUGCUGCGCUUCGAGACCCAGAGACAGGCAUCGAGGCUGGUCCCUAUGAGCGGAUCUGGCAGUCUGAUGAGCUCAUUCCCGCCUCCCUCAAAGCCGACCUCGUCUCAGCGAUCGCCCCGCUCGAAUCCGUCCCUGACUCCGAGAAGGACUGGCAUCCAGGAUCCGACGGCAAAGUGCUCGAUCUCGUGCACCCCUCGCUGUACCCUGUCGUCUACGGGCAUACCACAGCUCACGGUGCUCAGGAGCCCCUGCAGCCCCGCGCAACGGAUAUCAUCCCUAUGUAUAGGUCAGAGCGGUUCCAAUGGCUACCUUCGGACUUUCGUGUCGAGGAGGAUGGCUCCGUCUGCUUGGUCUCGCCCUACAUUAACAAUAUCCACCCGGAAGAUCACGAGGCGCUCACAGCGAUGAUCCCGAAAAUGUUGGAGAAGGCCGUGCCAAUGUUCGAGAGGGUGCUCUCCGACCUCGCGAGGGAGACACAGCUCCCUACACGCCUGGACCUCCAGGGGCACAAGUUCCCGCAGUGUGUCUGGCCAGGCGAGUUUUUGGACAAAGCGCCAGUGGAGCACCGCUGGCCGGAGAGCAAGCCGAGCUAUACGGAUAGCCUGGACUGCGUGAAGAAGACGAAAGAUCUGCGAGGGAGGACGCUGCAGGUGAUCGUGAAGCUGGCGAAUAUUGUGCUAACGCCUGAGAAGCCUGAGUACGGAGGAGGCGCGUGGCACGUCGAGGGGAUGGACAACGAAGCGAUCGUCUCCACGUUCAUCUAUUACUACGAUGCAGAAAACCUCACCGAAUCGACGCUGUCCUUCCGCAACGCCGUCAACGAGCCCCGCUAUCACGGCCAAUGCGACUAUUACUGCAUGCGCGGUCUCUACGAUAUGUCAGCAGACCAGUUGUGCGCACAAAACGUCGGCUACGUCACCACCAAGCAGGACAGAUGCAUCGCGUUCCCGAACCUAUACCAGCACCUCGUCUCGCCGUUCCGCCUCGCCGACCCCACGAAGCCGGGGCAUCGCAAGAUCCUCGUGUUCUUCCUCGUCGACCCGAACAUCACCAUCCCGUCCGCGUCGACGGUGGCUCCUCAGCAAGAGCGGAGGAUCCGCCGCGCAGCGGAGGGGUCAGAACUGUGGUGGCGGCUUCCGAAUGAGUGGUUGGACCCGAUUACGGAGACCCAGGCGAGGAAGUAUCGGGAGGAGCUGAUGAAGGAACGAUCGCAGACCGAGAAGGCGUGGGGCAGGGACAGGUUCGCACUGUUCUUCAACCUGUGUGAACACUGAUGCGUGAGGUGUUUGCCGAGAUGGUGGAGUCUGCAGCCUUGUCUGCAGCCGGUCAGAACUGUCAUACUCGGAGGGGGAGAGCGCGAGGACUGGGGUAGCGGCGUCCGCGGGGUGCACGCGGUGCUUAAGGAAGUGGGCAAGGACGAGCAGGCUGGUGGUGUAUCCGGUGAGGCUGAGGCCGCCACGACGGACCUGAAGCAUUCAGCAUUCCACUACAGCUGUCGUAACUCAAGGCACCGACCGAAUCGACACAGUACUUGAAUCUGAUUCUGGUCUGGCGCUACAUACCUGACGAGUCGCAGACUCCGCAGACCGCGUUACCGUCGUCUGUUGCUGUCCAGUGGAGAGGAC
Fomitopsis serialis is the source of this 1908-nucleotide messenger RNA. RefSeq lists its product as uncharacterized. The record is from RefSeq and is a predicted model, not a curated record. NCBI's taxonomy places the organism in Eukaryota, Fungi, Basidiomycota, Agaricomycetes, Polyporales, Fomitopsidaceae. The coding region runs from base 1 to 1557 and encodes 518 amino acids. The transcript is spliced from 10 exons.